GCACAUUUAUUUUUCUCUCUCAUUCGAUGUGCACUCACUUUAGCCGGCACACGCAUUUUUUGUAAUUGAUAACUAAAAUGAAUUACUACGUUUGCCUGCAGCAGGAAGGCAUUAAUGAUAUUGCCAAAUUUAUCAAUAAGGCGCAAGCUAAUAACUACAAUGUCGUCGCUACAUCAAUCAAUGCCAAUAUACUGCCAAUGGAGCCAUUCGAAACAGACCCCACAUAUCCGGCUACAUUACUUAAGGCCGACGAAUGGAAUUCUAAAGUAUUAUUUUGUUUAUCAGACGUUGAUGUGGAUUCGCCAAAUGUCAAGCUAAGUGAAUAUUCCAAAGCGAUGCUGCUACGCGACAUCACAUGGGCUGAGCAUCUGCAAAACAAUGGUAGUGUUAUGAUUCGUCUACGAGGACCCAAAAACGAGAAUCUUGCCAAGAUUAUAGAAGCAAGGAACAAAGGUUCCUGGUUUAUUCAAGUGCCUAUUACGAAUCCUGAGAUUGCAACCUUUGAACAUCGUAAAGAUGCAACCGACAAGGAAAUUGAAGAGGCCCAAGAAGUGGAUCCAUGGAGCUGGUGGAAUGAUUUACGUUUUGCCGUUAACCACAAUGCCAAAGUCAAAGUUGUGCUGGAGUUGAAUGAUUCAGAUCGGCCCAGUCGGGAGACUGUGCGUCGUUGGCUCGGUGAGCCCAUCGAGGCCGUAAUAAUUCCAUCUAGCUUAUUCAUUCUGAACCGUUCCAAUUACUAUGUGCUCAACAAGGAAUGGCAGGCUAUAAUCGGCCAUUUCAUCAAUGUGCGUGCUAACAUUAUAAUCUCCGCCACUGCCAAUGACCACGGUAUUUCCCAAUAUGCAGAUUACAUGAGAAAACUGAUCAAUGAUAACUGCGACACACACUCCUUAAAUAGCUAUGAGAAUGUGCUGGAGAUUCCACUACAGCCGCUCUUCGAUAAUCUGGAUAGCUAUACUUAUGAGAUCUUUGAGAUAGAUCCUGUUAAAUAUAAACUAUAUCAAGAUGCCAUAGAGCAGGCGCUUCUUGAUCGUGUCAGCGACGAGGAAGCCAAGCGUACCCUGACUGUGAUUAUGGUGCUGGGUGGAGGACGUGGACCCUUAGCGCGUGCUGCAUUUAAUGCAGCGGAAAAAGCCAAACGUAAAGUUCGCGUCUAUAUUAUCGAAAAGAAUCCCAGCGCCAUUCGCACCCUUACUAACAUGGUCAAGACGCUGUGGUCUAAAAAGGACGUGCACAUAUUCUCAAAGGAUAUGCGUGAUUUUGCGCCACCUGAACUUGCGGAUAUCCUCGUCUCUGAAUUGCUGGGCUCCUUUGGCGACAACGAGUUGUCGCCUGAGUGCCUGGAUGGGGCUCUUAAACUGCUGAAAGAGGAUGGCAUCAGCAUUCCCUGUAAAUCCACAUCUUACAUAAAUCCUUUAAUGUCCGCUGUGCUGCACAAUAAUGUCUUGCAGACGUCAAGCGUGUCUGCCUUUAACUGCGGCUAUGUGACGUUGCUCAAGAACAUUUACCACAUUGACGAGCCGAAAGCGUUGUUCGAGUUCAAACAUCCAAAUCGCGACAAGGUUGUUGACAAUACACGCUUCAAGGAGCUCUUAUUUACGGUCGAAAAGGAUUGCGUACUCCAUGGCAUUGGCGGCUACUUUGACACAAUGCUUUACAAGCAGAUUAGCUUAAGCAUCAAUCCUCUGACGCAUACGCCCGGCAUGUUUUCAUGGUUUCCCAUGUUCUUCCCUACGCAACCUCGAACUGUCAAACAGGGCGAUACAAUUUCAAUCAAGUUUUGGCGUUGCGUUGAUCCUGGCAAGGUCUGGUACGAAUGGCAACUAAGUGCUCCUGUCGAGAGCGAGCGUCACAAUGCUGAUGGCACGGGUUACAACAUGCGUUUAUGAAUAUAAAUACGAUAAUCUGCAAUAGUAUAUACUACAACAAGGGUCUUUAUAUCGGGGGUACAACAUCUUUAUUACACAAUUGAUAGUUCAAAUAAUAAAUAAAUCAUAAAAAGAAGAAACACUACAAGUAAAUUGUCUGCGACUUUUAUUUAAGUUUAUAUUUGAAAAGUUUAUAAAUAUGCUUAAACGUAGUUAUGUGUCCUUAAAUAUCUGUGGGUGUUUUGUUGUUGUUGUAAAAUUUAGUUAAUAAUUUCCUUUUUUCCUCUCAUUUAUUUAAUUAUUUAUAUUUAUAUAUAUAAGUAUGUAUAUUUAAAGCGCUGCACAUGAUCGCAAAACGACAUUCUUUAAGCGAAGGCAUUUUUAUUUUAGGUUAAGUAGGUUAAAGCGGAGCUGAACUGAAACUGUACUGUACUGAAACUGGGCGGUAAUUUAGGAGUUAACAGCGCCAACCUGAGCCAUUGUAGCACCACCGGCGGCACCGC
Molecule: messenger RNA, 2371 nt
Organism: Drosophila albomicans
Lineage: Eukaryota; Metazoa; Arthropoda; Insecta; Diptera; Drosophilidae
Gene: csul
Product: protein arginine N-methyltransferase 5
Exons: 6
Coding region: 78-1889 (603 amino acids)
Biological process (GO): peptidyl-arginine N-methylation; regulation of DNA-templated transcription
Cellular component (GO): nucleus; cytosol
Source: RefSeq, a predicted model, not a curated record